AAGUACCUCGCGUCGGGUUGAUACAUGGGUGUACCUAAUGUUAGUUUUACUUGGAGGUCGAUUAAAGUUCUUCGAGCGAUCGUAUCCACUAUGAGCGCGAUCGGUUUGAUCGUGGUGUUCGCUGGCAUAAUGUGGGCAAUAAAACUUAGACGAGACAUUGGCGAUUAUCUUAAUCUCGCAGUCCCAGGUGAUGGACACCUUUGGCCAACGGUGAUAGUAGUCGCAGCUGUACCAUGCGCUCCUGUUUACUUGCUUGGAUUGAAAGCCUACCUCUGUCUUAAUCUUGGCGCACCAAGAAACAAAAGUCAAUUCGAAGAAGACGAUUCCGAGCACUCGGACUUUCAAGAUUCUGCCGACGAUAUUAAUAAUGAAAAGAACAGUGGUCUCGAAGCCAAUCGUAUAUUAUUCCUCCAUGCUAUUCUCUGUUUGAUCUCUGGAUGUCUCGUUGCUGCCAUCAAUGUUGCUUGUUUUCUAAAAUCUACUACAUUUCAAGAAAAGAUUCGCGACGACGGAUCUUUCGAUAAUCUGAUCGAAGCUAUGGACAAUUAUGCUAACGACGAUCGAGUUAGAUCUUGCGUAGAUGCCGUUCAAAUGGAAUUCCAAUGUUGCGGUAGCGAGGAUUAUCGCGAUUGGUUUCACAUCAGUUGGGCUAAAAGAUCGACGGAAUAUUUUGACUAUGUGGAUAACGAACGACAACAGGAGGGGCAAUCGAUGGAAAAGGACGAAGGAAAAAUGGCAACUGUCAAAGAUGUACCGUUUUCAUGUUGUACCAACAAAUUCGUAGAACCAUGUGGACAUCGAGAAAUUCUUGGUGCUAGUCAAGUUUGUAAUUUCGAUUUCAAUAAGGAAGAAACUGUUUGGAACGUUGGAUGUCGUUCCAUCAUUUUAACCCACGCUAGAGUGAUCGGAUUAUUUUUAAUAUUUUUCUUAAUUUGUCUCUCACUUUAUCAGUUUCUGCUCGGCAUACUGUCACGUUUAGUUCAGACCGCGCACAGCAAUGAAUUUUAUAUCGGCCCGGAAAAACUUCAUUAUCGCGCUUGGAUUUUCAGUCGCAUUUCGAGUCCAUGUUCUAAACAUCAUACAAAUUUAUUCCAAGAAUCGGACGAAGAUACUAUAGAAACGCGAUCGUUGGUACAAGAAACGUUGGAAUCGCCGCCUAUCGUUUCUUCCGAAAAGAGAAAUUUAAGCAAACGGAAACGUCAACAGGAACACAAAUUUGUAUUAACCCCGCGUGGAUCGGUACAACUGUUGCAAAUAGAUCGUCUCAGAAAAAUUCGAUCUAGUCCAAUUUUGUCGACAAACGAACCUGUCAAAAGUACAUACAAACACGAUCAAGGAAUAUCACAGGAUGACAAUGAAAUUUCGUCGGGAAAAAAAAGUGACAUAUCUAUGAGAGCGAAUUUGAAAUCUCGCGAAAAUAAAAAUGUAUCUAACGCAAUGAUUGCACCCGUACCUCCUCCGUUUCCUCCCCAAUCCGAGGAGUACGAAGAAAAAAGGAAUUUUGUUGGAAAAAACAAAGAGUUUCCAAAUACGAAGCUGUUGCCUUCGACAUUUUUCCGUUUCACCGAUAACGAUAAAGUAGAAAAGGAAUUUAUUUCUAAACCGAGCAAACAGGAUCGACAAAAAUUGUUAGACAAAUUCGAACAAAUUCUUAAAAUCGAGGAAAAAAGUCGCCGAGAAUCCGGUGGAGCUGACGUUCCAAGAGCUUGGGAACAGUUGGUUCAACGAAGUAUCGUUUCUCCUGAAAAAGUUGAUCAAAGUUCAAGAGGAAGCGAGAAAAGUCACGUUCUUUCGAGAUUUCAAGCGACUGAUGCUUACGAUCGAUUUCGCGGUACGUUACAAGACACUUUGUCGAGACGAGAGAAUCCUCAUGUCCAGAAUAGAACGGUUAGUCGAGCCCCCGCGAGACCUCGAAUGCUGUGCGCUUGUUGCGCGAAACGCGGAUCCUCUAGAUGCAAACUUCAACAGACGGCCAACGUUGAUCCCGAAGAUUUUCCAAUGGUUCAACGAACAAACUUACUCCCAGAUAUUCCUUGUCCUCCGACUCCACCACCAAUAAUACCUUUACCUUUCCAUGCUUCUUGCGCAUCCCCGCGUUAUCCAAGACCAACUUUGAUCAGACGACAGCAACAAGAGCAACGGAGGCAACAACAAGAGCAACAGAGGCAACAACGGCAAUUCAGAAGGAAUUUCAACGACAAGCAGCAGCCACCGCCAUGGACUUUGGCUACCUCUUUCUCACAUCCUUCCAAUAACAAUUGCAUACACUGUCAAACACGACAUUUCUUUAAUACCAACAAAGAAUACUCGACGUUUAAACAAAACUAUCGUCGUUAAAAAUAGCUUAGAAAUUCAAAUAGGUUUUAUUAAUAUGCUCCAAGGUACUUACUUUCUUUUCUACAUUUGUUGGAAAUGAAUAAGGAAAGGUAUUGCAAUAUGAUCAGAAGGGUUACAGCGGCAACGUACAAUAUUCUGUUUAUUUGCCGAGAAGUAAAAUACACAGGCAUUUGUUAUAUAAUAAUAUUAUUAUUAUUAUUAAUAAUAAUAAGAAGAAGAAUAAUUAUAAUAAUGAUGAUAAUAAUAUAUAAUAAUCAUAAUAAAUAACAAUAAUAAUGGUACUCUGGCGAAUAAUACUUCUUAUUACCACGAUCUCUGAGAUACAUCUAGCAAC
Polistes canadensis is the source of this 2671-nucleotide messenger RNA. RefSeq lists its product as uncharacterized. The coding region runs from base 25 to 2337 and encodes 770 amino acids. The transcript is spliced from 5 exons. Gene Ontology annotation, biological process: visual perception. NCBI's taxonomy places the organism in Eukaryota, Metazoa, Arthropoda, Insecta, Hymenoptera, Vespidae. The record is from RefSeq and is a predicted model, not a curated record. Gene Ontology annotation, cellular component: membrane.